AUGGAGAAGAUCCCACCCGAGCUACUGAUUGAGAUCUUCAAUCACCUGUGCGGCAGCGCACAAUCUUUACGGGUCAACCGACAAUGGUUCCAGCAUCUGAUGCCUAUCAUAUGGAAAGCUGUGGACGACCGUCAUCUCUCGAACGUGACGCGAGGCCGCCGCCAAAUGUACGCCUCUGCUAUCAAGUCGCUAAGACUGACGUACCGUGGUCCGCGCAUACACGAAAAGCUUGGGCGCCUCGAAUUUCCUCGCCUGAACACACUGAUAUCGGACCAAGGUUUGCUGGAUCGCCUGGCGAACCAAUGCCGCCAGCUCAGCCGUAUCGAACUAAGUAGGCUGGCACCGGGCGUCACAACCGAGCCCAUUUUGCACCUACUCGACAAGUGUUCGUCCCUGGAGCGUAUCAGCCUCCAUGGCGACGUGCUAUCGGACCAGGUAAUCCGUCGACUAGCACAGCUUCGGAAACUGCGCAAGCUCAAAGUUGGUCAUUAUAUUGAGCACGAUACGAUCGAUGCCGCCAACCUGGAAUCAAUACCCCAGCCGUUUCCUUCGAUAGAGAAAUUGACCAUUGAAGGUUCGGAAUUGUCAUUACUCUCACUCGGCAAAAUCGCUACAUUAGUGCGGAAGACCAAAAAGCUUGACGCGAGCCUGGGCUAUGAUCCUAACCCUGCACUAAACCAACAUCCUCUUGUCCCAUUGACCGAGCUGCGUGAGUUGAAGAUCAGAGCGCAAAUGACUGAUUCGCUGUCGCCCCAUGACUUUGUAACGCUGACGGCGCUACCACAACUUGAAGUAUUGAUCAUCUGGGCCGAGCCAUUCCAUCGGAGUACGCCGAGCUGGGAUGAUCACAUUCGAUAUUUGGCAUCAGGGCUGCCCAAUCUCAAAGUGUUUAGUCUAAUCUGCGGAGCCAUCGGUACCACCGCGAAGAGCUUGAUAGCCCUUGGUGAGUGCUGCCAGUCCCUUGAAAAAUGCAAAAUUCCAGCGAUGGAGUUCAAUAUCUUGGACCUCCAAUUACUUCAAGCGCCGCUAUUCCCGAAGUUGAAGGAGUUGACGACCGGUACUUUCGUUCCCGAGCGUGGCUUAAACGAGGUGCCUGAAAAACAUGCCAUGAUAUUUGCAUCGCAGUUUCCAGAACUAUCCUGCAUCGGAUACUAUGACGUGAAAUCUGACCCAGACAGAUGUGAUUUUACCGCGUCUGUGCAUGAAGCAUGGAGCAACAAUCGGACGGCAGAAGGCAAACCACCCCUCAGAGAAAUGAACUACUUGUUGGACAUGUCAUUUGACGAGAGGGCUUACCUGCAAUGGUGA
Molecule: messenger RNA, 1308 nt
Organism: Aspergillus mulundensis
Lineage: Eukaryota; Fungi; Ascomycota; Eurotiomycetes; Eurotiales; Aspergillaceae
Exons: 2
Coding region: 1-1308 (435 amino acids)
Biological process (GO): SCF-dependent proteasomal ubiquitin-dependent protein catabolic process
Cellular component (GO): SCF ubiquitin ligase complex
Source: RefSeq, a predicted model, not a curated record